Messenger RNA from Microplitis mediator, 7934 nucleotides. RefSeq names its product gustatory and pheromone receptor 32a-like. Gene Ontology annotation, cellular component: neuronal cell body; membrane; axon. Bases 2457 to 3689 code for a protein of 410 amino acids. The transcript is spliced from 15 exons. Gene Ontology annotation, biological process: sensory perception of taste. The record is from RefSeq and is a predicted model, not a curated record. Lineage: Eukaryota; Metazoa; Arthropoda; Insecta; Hymenoptera; Braconidae.
UAUAUGGGAACCAUCCCUAUAGUAGUAUAGGUACUAUUCCCAUACCAUUAUGGGAACCAUUCCCAUAAUGCAUAGGAAAACUUCCCAUAAUUUUCUUUCCGUGUAUUGACGAUCAUUUAUUUCGUUACAAUGACAACAUAUGAUCUAUACUACAUAAUAAUAUCAUUAAUUACGAACAGUGAGCAAUUUUUGUUAAUGCUUUGUAUAAACUGUGGCACAUGGUGUUUGGCAGUACUUACAGACUUUGCAGUUCUGACUACAAGUAUCACCAGAAUCAUACAUGAAUUUAAUGAUACUUCGCACUGCAUUUUUUUACUUUUUAAUCAAUGCAAAAUGGAUUCAAACACAAAAAAUGCGCUAGCUGAAUUUUUAAACAGCUUAUUGCACCAUCAUCUGGAAUUUACUACUUAUGGAGUGAUCGACCUCAACGGUUUCCUGUUACAAAAUAUUUUUGGGACAGUAGUAACUUAUCUCAUUAUUUUUAUACAAUUUCGUCCUUUGCAUUAAAUUAUGGGAGGAUCAUUAUCUUUAAAGUUUGUCGACUUUUGGAUGUGACAAAUUGGUUCUGCAAUACGUUAAGAUGUAUGAGUAUGUCACAGAUUGUUAUUGGUUUAUCAGCAAUCCAUCAAUUAUUUUCAAAAGUUUUCGAAAUAUUUUCUAGAAAGACAAUUCCAAACUUUUGAUUGAUCAAUGACUUCUAUUUUUUUUCUAAAUUUCAAAUUAUUUCCGCGGGAAGUUAACAAGUAUUUUAGUUCGAUUUUACAAUAUCGUUAAACAACAUGAGAAAAAUAUCAAUCAGGGCAAUCGCGAUAUAAAUAAAUGUAUGAAAUUAAAAAUUAAAUAAGUAAGUCGUGAAUAAUUACAAUAAUUGAAAAGCCAACAUUUAUAACAUCAUGCAUAUGUUGAUUGUAUCAUUUGAACAAUGUCAGUCAGAAUUCACAUGUCUCUAGUAAACACGAACUGUAAAUUGUGUUCUGGUAAUUGUAUGGCAUCAUGCAACAAGAGCUUUUUUAUGAACGUAAAAAAUUUCAAAAAUACAAUUUAUAUUUAACAUCGAAAAAUAUGUUAUUUUACUUCAAUUUAGUUUUUUUCAAAGUUAUUGGAUUAGUGCCUUGGAAUACGGAUAUUUAUCAAAUUUUUAAUAACAAAAUUCAUAAUUAUCUACUUUAUCCAUUUGAAGUUUCAAAAUACGGAACUAUGUACAAUGUUUUAUUAAUGAUUACUAUGUUUACGUACAUGGCAGUUGGAUUAAUAUUAGAACUAUGGGAGCAACAUUUUAUAGACUCAAUUAUAGUAAAGACGAUUGACAAAAUUCUUAAGUUAUGUGGGGUCGUUUUGAUCCUGAUCGUAUGGUUAGUUUUUAUUUUACAACAGAAAAAAAUCGUGAAUAUCCUUAAUAAAUUGUAUCAGAUAAAUAAUAGUUUGAAGAGUUGCAAAAAAUACAAGUUUGAUACUAAUUAUUAUAUAUAUAUUAUAAGUUUUGGUAACAUCAUUAUGUGCUUCAGUGUAUUUUUACUUGAGUUUUUAAUCGAUUCAAUAGUCACAUUUUUGUUAUGGGCUACACCGUUUAUUGUGGGAAGUUCUGUUCUAAUACAAUACACGUUAUUAAUAAACAUCGUUAUUCAAAUUUUCAAAAGUAUCAACAAAACAAUUCUCAAACUUGGUAAUCUGAGAACAGAGAAUGAAAUAAGAACAUUAUUUUUCACAAAGGUUUUAAUUGGAGAAUAUAUUAUCAAAGAUAUUAAUGUCCUUCAUUAUUCACACAUAAAAUUAAGUGAAAUUUGCAGUGAAAUUUCAGAUUUUUAUGCAUUUCCAACAUUAUUGAGUAUAAUUUAUUUCAUUACAACGGCAACCUAUAAUUUACAUUUCAUGAUAGAAUCAUUAAUUACAAACAGUGAUCAAGCUUUGUUGGCACUUUAUUCAGUCUGGAUCGUAUGGUUUUUGGCAGCAUUUGUCGACUUUGCAGUUUUGACUACAAGUGUAACCAGAAUCACACGUGAAUUUAAUAAAACUUCUUAUUGCAUUAUUCUAUUUUCUAAUCAAUGCAAAAUGGAGUCAAUCUAAUGGAGGCAAUCUAGAAGAAGUUUUUGAGAUGACAAGAGAAAAAACUUUUUUUUUUUAGAAGUUUGUAGAAGUUUAUUGGUACUCAAUAUCUAAAAAAUUUUUAUAUCUAUGAUGAAAAAAAUUUGAGUCAAAGCUUCAUGAACCAAGUUCAGAAAAUAAAAUUUUUUAAUACAGAAAUUUGAUAACAUAUAAUUUCACAAGUUUCGAAACAAUCGUUAAUAAAAUCUUUAAUAGUUUAAUAAAAUAAAUCAGUACUCAACUGACAGUCUAUUAGAUGGUUAAACAACAUGAUAAAAAUACCAUUCAUGGAAACUACUUUGUCAGUUGAAUUCUAGUUUUUGCGUAAUAAGCACGAAGUUUGAUCUGAGUUCUGCAUAUUUCAUAAUAUUAAUAUGCAGCAAAAAAUAUUCUAUAAGCGUAAAAAUUUACAAAAACUCAACUCAUAUUCAUCCUCGAAAAGUGUUUUAUUUAAGUUUCAUUUUUAUUUUUUCAAAAUUAUUGGAUUAGCGCCAUGGAAAGUGGAUACUAAUGAAAUUUUUUAUCCUAGAACUUAUAAUUAUAGUCAAAUAAAUCCACAUGGAGUUUCAAAGUUUGGGAUUAUGUACAAUGUUUUUUUGAUAAUUACUAUGAUUGCAUACAUAGCAUUUGGAAUUGCAUUAGGUCUAUGGGAUCUAGAUUAUGCAAACUCAGUUAUAGUGAUGAUGAUUGAUACAAUUCUCAUGUCGACUGGACUCGUAGCUCUUCUUAUCAUGUGGUUAAUAUAUAUUUUACAACAAAGCAAAAUCGUAAAUAUACUCAAUAAUUUGUACACUACACAUAAACGUUUGAAGAAAUGUAGAAGAUAUAAAUUAGAAAUCGAUUUUUCGUUGUACAUUAUAACUUUUGUUAACGUUGUGAUGUGCUUUACUGUAUUGAUACUUGAGACAUUUACGACGAUGAACUAUACAACAAUAUUAUGGGCUGCUCCGUUUAUUAUGGGAAGCUCUGUUUUAAUGCAAUACGCAAUAUUAUUGAAUUUUAUUAUUCAAAUUUUAAAGAGUAUCAAUAAAACAAUUUUCAAACUUGGAAGUAUAGAUACAGAAGAUAAAAGUGAAACAUUAUUUUUCACGAAAGUUUUAAUUGAAGAAUCGAUUAUCGAAGAUAUUAAUAUCCUCAAUUAUUCACACUUGAAAUUAAGUGAAAUUUGCAGCAAAAUUUCAAAUUUUUAUGCAUUUCCAACAUUAUUGACGAUCAUUUAUUUCGUUACAAUGACAACAUAUGAUCUAUACUACAUAAUAAUAUCAUUAAUUACGGACAGUAAUCAAUUUUUGUUAAUGCUUUGUAUAAACUGUGGCACAUGGUGUUUGGCAGUACUUACAGACUUUGCAGUUCUGACUACAAGUAUCACCAGAAUCACACGUGAAUUUAAUGAUACUUCGCACUGCAUUCUUCUACUUUUUAAUCAAUGCAAAAUGGAUUCAAACACCAAAAAUGCGCUAGCUGAAUUUUUAAACAGCUUAUUGCACCAUCAUCUGGAAUUUACUACUUAUGGAGUGAUCGACCUCAACGGUUUCCUGUUACAAAAUAUUUUUGGGACAGUAGUAACUUAUCUCAUUAUUUUCAUACAAUUUCGUCCUUUGCAUUAAAUUAUGGGAGGAUCAUUAUCUUUAAAGUUUGUCGGCAUUUGGAUGUGACAAAUUGGUUCUGCAAUAUGGUAAGAUGUAUGAGUCUGUCAUAGAUUGUUACCGGUUUAUCAGCAAUCGAUCAAUUAUUUUUGAAAAAGUUUCGAAAUGUUUUCUAGAAAGACAAUUCCAAACUUUUAAUUGAUCAAUGACUCCUAUUUUUUUCUAAAUUUUAAAUUAUUUCCGCGGGAAGUUAACAAGUAUUUUAGUUCGAUUUUACAAUAUCGUUAAACAACAUGAGAAAACUAUCAAUCAGGGCAAUCGCGAUAUAAAUAAAUGUAUGAAAUUAAAAAUUAAAUAAGUAAGUCGUGAAUAAUUACAAUAAUUGAAAAGCCAACAUUUAUAACAUCAUGCAUAUGUUGAUUGUAUCAUUUGAACAAUGUCAGUCAGAAUUCACAUGUCUCUAGUAAACACGAACUGUAAAUUGUGUUCUGGUAAUUGUAUGGCAUCAUGCAACAAGAGCUUUUUUAUGAACGUAAAAAAUUUCAAAAAUACAAUUUAUAUUUAACAUCGAAAAAUAUGUUAUUUUACUUCAAUUUAGUUUUUUUCAAAGUUAUUGGAUUAGUGCCUUGGAAUACGGAUAUUUAUCAAAUUUUUAAUAACAAAAUUCAUAAUUAUCUACUUUAUCCAUUUGAAGUUUCAAAAUGCGGAACUAUGUACAAUGUUUUAUUAAUGAUUACUAUGUUAACGUACAUGGCAGUUGGAUUAAUAUUAGAACUAUGGGAGCAACAUUUUAUAGACUCAAUUAUAGUGAAGACGAUUGACAAAAUUCUUAAGUUAUGUGGGGUCGUUUUGAUCCUGAUCGUAUGGUUAGUUUUUAUUUUACAACAAAAAAAAAUCGUGAAUAUCCUUAAUAAAUUGUAUCAGAUAAAUAAUAGUUUGAAGAGUUGCAAAAAAUACAAGUUUGAUACUAAUUAUUAUAUAUAUAUUAUAAGUUUUGGUAACAUCAUUAUGUGCUUCAGUGUAUUUUUACUUGAGUUUUUAAUCGAUUCAAUAGUCACAUUUUUGUUAUGGGCUACACCGUUCAUUGUGGGAAGUUCUGUUCUAAUACAAUACACAUUAUUAAUAAACAUUGUUAUUCAAAUUUUCAAAAGUAUCAACAAAACAAUUCUCAAACUUGGUAAUAUGAGAACAGAGAAUGAAAUAAGAACAUUAUUUUUCACAAAGGUUUUAAUUGGAGAAUAUAUUAUCAAAGAUAUUAAUGUCCUUCAUUAUUCACACAUAAAAUUAAGUGAAAUUUGCAGUGAAAUUUCAGAUUUUUAUGCAUUUCCAACAUUAUUGAGUAUAAUUUAUUUCAUUACAACGGCAACCUAUAAUUUACAUUUUAUGAUAGAAUCAUUAAUUACAAAUAGUGAUCAAGCUCUGUUGGCGCUUUAUUCAGUCUGUAGCGUAUGGUUUUUAGCAGUAUUUAUCGACUUUGCAGUUUUGACUACAAGUGUAACCAGAAUCACACGUGAAUUUAAUAAAACUUCUUAUUGCAUUAUUCUAUUUUCUAAUCAAUGCAAGAUGGAGUCAAUUACUAAAAAUGCGCUCGAUGAAUUUUUAAACAGCCUAUCGCACCUUAAUCUGGAAUUUACUACUUAUGGAGUGAUCGACCUCAACGGUUUCCUGUUACAAACUAUUAUUGGCACAAUAGUAACUUAUCUCAUUAUCCUCAGCCAAUUUCGUUCGUAAUUGCAAAUUACAAAAGUUUGGAAAAUUCAAAAGCGCACAUCUUUAACGGUCACGUGGUGUAUCAAUAGAAAAUUUUGGGAAACCAUUCCGCUAUAUUUUCGUACAUAUAUAUUUUAAAAUAAUCCACUAUCUGAAUAGUAGUUUAUCUAUCGAGUGCGAUCGUGUUUGAAGACGCUCGUGUCUUCACACUCGCGUCUUGGACUCGAUUGUACUAGAUAAAUACAUUAGUUUAUGUUACAGAUAUUAGAAAUUUACUACAUUUAGUGCCUAUAAAUGACAGGUUAUAAAUCCGCGUUUAUUUAUUUGGUAAGAUUGUUUUGAGUAUUUGUUGGAAAUUAGAGAGAAGUCGGUAAGUGGACGAAUUAAAAUGAUGAUUAAUUUUGUCACAAGAUGGCUCGUUAAGUUACUUCGACAUUUUUUGAUCGUUUGCUAUCGCACAUGUAACCAAAAAAUAUUUUUUGAUCCGAUGAUGACGUCACUAUUAGAACGAUUAGGUAUCUUUUUUACCAGCUGUAUCUUAUCUAAUAUUUUUAGCUGCCGGCUAUGAGCGCUAAAUGUCGUAGAUUUCAAGCGUCUGUCGCAAAAAAUUAAUUAUAUGAUGAAAAAAGAAACGUUAAAUUUGAAGUUUCUUGAACUCUGUCAGUUCUGGAAAGCGAUUACUUCUGUUUAUUCAGAAACUGACAAAUAAAGGAGCCUGAAGUUUUUUGAAGACACGACUUGAUGGUUACUUUUGUUUUUUAACUUCCCGUUACGAAAAUUGAAAAUUUUUUUUAUAAAGUUUUCUAUAAUUAGAGAGUAAUAAUGAAUUUUAUUUCAAUAAUACCAUAAUAAAUUAUCAAUCACAGAAAUAUUGUUGUAGAGAAAUUAAUAAAAUUAAAAAUGCAACCAAUAUCGUGAACAAUUAUAAUAAUUAAAUAAUCAAUAUUAGCAAUGACAUGCAUGUAAUCUGAUUAGAUCUCUAGACAUGCAGGCCAGUCAGAAAUAGUUUUUCGUUUGUAAACACGUAGUGUAAUGUCCGUUCCGGUUUCUGUAUAUGUAAUAUCAUCAUGCAGCAAAAGCUAUUUUUUGAACGUAAAAAUGUGCAAAAAUACGACUUAUAUCGAUCGCUAAAAAAUAUUAUAUUUUACGUUAAUUUAGUGUUUUUCAAAGUUGUUGGAUUGGUGCCGUGGAAAACAGAUGUUCAUAAAAUUUUUAAUAACAAAAUUCAUAAUUAUCACAUAUAUCCGUUUGAAGUUUCGAAAUUCGGAGCUAUAUACAAUGUUGUUUUGAUAAUUAUUAUGUUUACAUAUAUGUCAAUUGGAGUAAUAUUAGGACAAUUGGACCAAGAUUAUAUAGACUCAAUUAUAGUGAAGACGAUUGACAAAACUCUUAAGUUAUACGGGACGAUUUUGAUGCUUAUCGUAUGGUUAAUUUAUAUUUUACAACAAAAAAAAAUUGUAGAUAUCCUUAAUAAAUUGUAUCAGAUAAAUAAUAGUUUGAAGAGUUGCAAAAAAUACAAAUUUCAAAAUAAUUAUUGUAUAUAUAUCAUAAGUUUUGGUAACAUCAUUAUGUGCUUUAGUAUAUUAUUACUUGAGUAUUUAAUAGAUUCAGUACUGACAUUUUUAUUAUGGGCUGCACCGUUCAUUGUUGCAAGUUCUGUUCUAGUACAAUACGCAUUAUUAAUAAAUAUUAUUAUUCAAAUUUUCAAAAGUAUUAAUGCAACAAUUCUAAAACUUGGCAAUAUAAAUACAGGGAAUAAAAUCAAAACAGUUUUUUUUAGAAAAGUUUUACUUGAAGAAUCGAUUAUCAAUGAUAUUGAUAUAAUUAAUUAUUAUAACUUGAAAUUAUGCGAAUUAUGCAGCGAAAUUUCAGAUUUUUAUGCUUUACCAACAUUACUGAUUGCAAUUUACUUCAUUACGUCAUCGACAUAUAAUUUACAUUUUCUAAUAAUGUCAUUAAUUACGAGCAGUGAAGAAUUCUUGUUGGCAGUUUAUUUGCUCUGUAGCGUAUGGUUCUUAGCUAUAAUGAUCGACUUUGCUGUUCUAACUACAAGUGUUACCAGAAUCACUCGUGAAUUUGUUAAAACUUCGCACUGUAUCUUUCUACUUUCUAAGGAAUGCACAUUGGAUCUAAAUACCAGAAGUGCGCUCACUGAAUUUUUAAAUAGUUUAUUGCACCAGAAUCUGGAAUUUACAACUCACGGAGUGAUUAAUCUUGACGGUUCUCUUCUACAAAAUAUUUUAGGUACAAUAGUGACUUAUCUUAUUAUUCUCAUACAAUUUCGUCCACGAGAGUAACUUACAAGAGUUAAUAUAUUCGGGGAGAAAGACUUUAAUUAUUCACAAACUAUCGAUAUCCUUUAAUCCGUCAAUAAUAUUUAUCGAAUUUAAACAAUAUUAUACGGAAAAAAGUGAUACUAGAAUUAUGCCAACUGAUACAAAGUCUGUAUUUAAUGUACCGUAAAUGACUUUAAACAUAUUACUAUAUAUUAUGUAGAUUGGGGUACCGCUUUUCGCCACUUUGGGGCAGUUUUGGACACCUGAAAUGAUCUAUGAA